This is a messenger RNA of Striga asiatica, 2424 nucleotides long. NCBI's taxonomy places the organism in Eukaryota, Viridiplantae, Streptophyta, Magnoliopsida, Lamiales, Orobanchaceae. The record is from the annotation of a GenBank genome assembly.
AUUUAUUCAAUUUAAAAGCGCUAAAGCGCUUUAAAAUGCUUAUAUUGAAAGCGACUUUAACAUGGAACUACGCGUUCAAAUUUAGGUGUAAACGAAACGAGCAUAGCUCCUGCUCUCAUUCUCUCCCGCACUCCCUAUUCCGGCAGUAUGCCCGGUGUGGCGUCAGAUUCCGGCGAUCUUAGCUCGCCCUCCAUCGUACCGCACUCCUUGGACGCAGAGGCGCCGAGGGUUUACCCUAUCGGGACCCGCAGCGUCGCCGCCCCACCCGCACGCCUCUCCAUCUCGUGGAAACGCGCUCCGCGUCUCGCUCCUCCAGCAGCCCGAGGACGCUGGUCUGGAUGAUGCGCCCGUAGGCGAAAUGGUGGAAGUGAAGUUCAGCGAUGCAGACGAAGGAGAAUUUUCCGGCGCGCGGUGGCGGAGGAUUGCGUCCCUUCGCGCUUCUUCAGAGGCGAAAGAGUUCGAUUGAGUCGAUGCAGUACGAGAAAGACUGGUGGGAACAUGUGAUGGAGUACAGCAAGGAAAUAAAUUCUCUUCUUGAUAAUUCAAAGCCAUCUGUUUCUCCAAUGUUUGAAGACCCCAAAACAAUAUUGAAGAAAGCUGAGGAGCCAACGUUUGUUAAAGCUGCCUGGGAGGUGAUGGAAAUGUUCUAUGCAGACAAGCAAUCUCAGACUUGGAUCCCUGAACGCCUUCUUGAUUGGUUAGCUGAUUUUGAUUGCCUGUUCUCGAAAAGUCAGUCAACUGUCCAUGCGGAACUUGUGGCUUUCCAAGAAAGAGCUUGUCACUGUCCCGGUUUUGUCAUAUUGUUCAAUCGCAGUUGAGAAUGAUCCAGAAUACUGUGAAGUUCUGUCAUCAGCCUUAGCAGUAGGCUGGCUUGAUAUUGUUGUAAAGCUGUUGCGCUUGCAUGGAUCCUAUUUAUCCGAUCAGCUAGGAACUCGCGAGAUUGAAUAUGGGCUUGUGGAAGCAGUUGCUCUUCUCAUAUCACAGAUGCCCCGCUUACGGCCUGAUCUACCGGAAGACAAAUUAGGAGAAUGCUUCUAUACCAAACCCGAGUUUAUGAAGGCAUGGGAAAAAUGGCGAGGUCAAAUUAUUAAAUUGGACUGCACUGCAUUCUGGCUGCAAUGUGAUCAUGAGCAAACUAGACUUGGACUGAAGAAUAUGCUUCAGGUCAUGUUGGGAAAUGCUAGUGUCCUCUCCAAAGUAACGUAUCACUGGCUAGAACUUUACGUGUUCCACUUUUUGUACAUCAGGCCCUUCACAGCGGGAUUAGAAAGCAUGUAUAGCUUAGCUAAGAAGUGCAUGCAUUUAAAACCUACUCGUCACAAGUUGAUGGGUUUAUUAGUCGGGAUUCUAGAAGAAAACACAUAGGCUGUUUUAGCUGAAUGCUCAAGAUCAUUCGGUCCCUGGAUGAUAACUCGUGCUAUAGAGCUGUUAACAGCUGGAAGUACUCAAGCAGAAAUACUUUUGCAUGAAAGGGCUAAAAAAUCAGUGGAAUCUGCAUGGAAGAACUUCACCGGUUGAUUUAUGCCCAGAUUCUGUCAUCUCAUGCCUUCACAUGGAACAUUGCUCCAAUAUAUUUGACAUCAUGUAUGAAACAAGGACUGCACUUACUGGAAAAAUUAUUGUACAAGCAGCCUGUGCAAUAUCAUCAAGUUUUACAAAAGAGCAUAGAGAUCUGCCGUCUCAAUGGACUUGAUUAUCUUAGUUCGAAGAUUAUGAAGAUUGCUGGUGUUCAUUACUGGAAACAUGGCAAAAAAGGUUUAGCCAUUUUCUGGCUUAAGCAAUCUCGGGAUGAAGUCCGCUUAAACAGAAUUGCCAAACAGUUGUCUGAUGUUGUCGGAAAAUCAGUUUCUAAUGAAAGUUUCAAGCUAUGGGAAGGGAUGAUCGAACUAUUAGGGAAUGAAUCGAGAACUGCUGGUGGCCUCGAGUUCUUGAAAAAGUAUAGGGAUUUUAGGCAAUCCCUUCAGCAAGUUCAGGAAGGAAUCACAACCGAUGAUACCCGAAAAGCAGCAGAAGCCCUUAUAUCACUAAUGAGAAACCCUUCUACACCUCAACAGUUUUGGUUGCCUCUCUUAUAUGACUCAUUGAAAUUGCUUGACUGGCACGAUUGCCCCUUGUUUAAUGUUUCACAGACCAAUCUCUUGCUGAACAAAUUACAAGACUUAUCACUGGCGAAAUUGCUGCCGGGCUUCACUGGCCCGGCAUUGCAGCCCGAGGCCCUGAAAUCUGUCCGGUUGGCCCUCGCAACUAACUUCGGACGUCUGGACGAGUAAGUUCGAAUUUAUUCUCCACUUUAUUUUGUACCUUAUUAAAAGUUAAAAUCCAUGUAAUUGUGCUUAUUGCCAUCAGAAUUUGUCUUCAACUUUGCCCUAUAAACUAAAUUGUGAAAAAGAAACACAUCAUUUAAAAUAAUAAGGAAGCUUGCUG